UCACUGUGAGCUAGGAGCGAGCGAGCCGCGUAUUAGUACGUAAGAAAUAGAUUAGCAUUGAGCGACAAUCUACGUUACGGUGAACUGUAUUGUUAUGAUACGUUAUAAUCGAUUGUCCUUAAACGAGUAAUGUGCCUCUUCCACGAUUACGACGCGCGGACCUAGGGGCGUGGCCUGCCGUGACGGCGGCGAUAUGGCUAACAACGCCAUCUCUUGAGCGUUAAUGAAAAAGAUAGUGCAAAUUUAAAUGGAAAAUCUGCAGAAGUAAUUGAUCACAUUAUUCAGGAACUCCAAUUGAAUGCUGAUGGAAAUAUGUCAAGCACUCAUUUAUAAACGAUAGUGAGAGAUCACUACAAAAUUAACAACGCUAUAUGUUAAACUGGCUCAAAAGUUUAUAUGGACAGAAACUUACAGCAGAAUGCUUGGACGAGUAUAGGAAAUGGCAUGUACGAAAAUUGGAAUGAAUUGGACAAUGCAGAAAAAGUAAAAGACAUGAAAGACAAAUGGCGACAUAUUCGAGACAAUUAUUCAAAAUACAUAAACCAGGGUAAAAGUGGAGAUGACGGACGUCCAAAAAAAAAAUAUGUUUAUGCAGACGCUUUAACGUUUUUACAACAUACUAUUCAAAAAAGAAAGACCUCGGGUAAUGUAAUAAGUACGGAAAAUUCCUUCCAAGAAAUACCGGAUCACGAUGAUGUUGAUAUAGACAAUACAGUAGACAGCCCAAGAAACAUUUAUGAACCUCUUACUUUAAAUGCAUCUAGUAUCUCACCAACACAACAACAAAAUUCACCAUGCAUCUCAUUAAAUACAAAAACUGCUAGUCAAACAAACAAAAAAUUCAAAAAUUCAAAAAAAUACUCAUUUCCAAACACAACUAAUAGAACUUUUACAAUCAAAUCAACAACAUCAACAUGACAAUAUGAAUCCCGACAAAACACUUUUGCUAUCAUUUUUACCAUAAGUGGAAAAAUUAACAAGUGAUCAGAAACUCGAUUUUCAAUGCUAUGUUCUUCAGUUUUUCAAAAAUAUUCAACAAACUCCAAAAUUUCCUAAUUAUAACCAAACUCAAGAAAGUUAUUACAAUACCUCUAUUUACAAACAUCAACCAGUACAGUGCCAGCCUCCUCCACUACAAAAUCAGCUUCAACCUGGACCACAACAGCUUUCUACUCUGCAACAAUUUCAAUUUCAAUCUUAAUAGCAACAGCUUCAUCCUCUUCAACCAUUAACGGGUAUUGGAAAUAUAAAAACACCUCAACCAUUCCACACAUUUUAUCAGCCAUUCCAACAGCAUAAUCUAGAGCAAGUAAGCUUUCCAUCCCAAAACUUUAUUCACUCUGACAUCAAUCAGCAACCAAGUGCAUCAUCAUCACCAUCAAAUCAAUAAAUUAACCACACCUUUUUUAUUAUUAA
Molecule: messenger RNA, 1416 nt
Organism: Aphis gossypii (cotton aphid)
Lineage: Eukaryota; Metazoa; Arthropoda; Insecta; Hemiptera; Aphididae
Exons: 5
Coding region: 397-918 (173 amino acids)
Biological process (GO): regulation of transcription by RNA polymerase II
Cellular component (GO): nucleus; transcription regulator complex
Source: RefSeq, a predicted model, not a curated record